AAAUGUUGGAGGUAAUAUUCGAGAUGGCAUCAGCUAUGUGGGAGGCUCGGUCAUGUCAAAACCUAGAGAGUUUGCUCAUCUAAUCAAAAACAAAUUCGGGAGCGCUGACAAUAUCAGUCAACUUUCAACGUGGUACAUAGGGCCUGGAGCUACUACUACCGGAUCGGAGGGCAGCGGCGCGGCGAACGGGGGCAGCGAAAAGGGCGACAAGAUCCACCACGGCGGCUCUGCGACGUUGCCGGCUACUUUACACACGACCACUUCGCAGUCCUCCGUCAGGCAGGGACAUCACGUUGCGAAGUUUCCCAGCGAAGAAGGGAGUGAGUGUAGCAGCGUAACCAGUGACAGUAUUGGAAGGUACGCAAGAGCACAAGAAACUUGUCAACAUGACAAAUUCUUAGAUGUAAAUAAGAAAAUUAGGCUAGUGCAAGAUCAAUUAGAUAAUUUUAGGGAAAGCUUCGAUUUAGUAAAAUCUCUGCAAACAGAGAUUCAUGAUUUAACUUCUUCGUUACAGGAAGAAAGGUUUAGAACUGAACGAUUGGAGGAGCAAAUUAAUGACCUAACUGAACUUCAUCAAAACGAGGUAGAAAAUCUAAAACAAGCCAUGGCAGAUAUGGAAGAGAAAGUACAAUAUCAAAGUGAAGAGCGACUCAGAGAUAUUCACGAAAUGUUGGAACACUGUCAGACAAAGCUUAGUAGGAAUUUAGGUUAA
Leptinotarsa decemlineata (Colorado potato beetle) is the source of this 712-nucleotide messenger RNA. It is a transcript of the gene Dmtn, whose product is annotated as transmembrane and coiled-coil domain 2 protein Dmtn. The record is from RefSeq and is a predicted model, not a curated record. Lineage: Eukaryota; Metazoa; Arthropoda; Insecta; Coleoptera; Chrysomelidae. Gene Ontology annotation, cellular component: endomembrane system.